Ochotona curzoniae (black-lipped pika) is the source of this 2038-nucleotide messenger RNA. RefSeq names its product mitotic spindle organizing protein 1 (gene MZT1). The record is from RefSeq and is a predicted model, not a curated record. Gene Ontology annotation, biological process: microtubule nucleation by interphase microtubule organizing center; gamma-tubulin complex localization; mitotic spindle assembly. Bases 56 to 304 code for a protein of 82 amino acids. The transcript has 3 exons. Gene Ontology annotation, cellular component: centrosome; gamma-tubulin ring complex; interphase microtubule organizing center. NCBI's taxonomy places the organism in Eukaryota, Metazoa, Chordata, Mammalia, Lagomorpha, Ochotonidae.
GACAGGCGCUCCAGUUCCGGGUCAAGCCGCUCUGCCGCCUCCCUGGGCCUCCGCCAUGGCGAGCGGCAGCGGCGCCGGGGCGGCGGGGGCGGCCGCGGCGGCCAAUCUGAACGCGGUGAGAGAGACCAUGGACGUUCUGCUUGAGAUUUCAAGGAUUUUGAAUACUGGCUUAGAUAUGGAAACCCUGUCUAUAUGUGUGCGACUUUGUGAGCAAGGGAUUAACCCAGAAGCUCUGUCAUCGGUUAUUAAGGAGCUUCGCAAGGCCACUGAGGCACUGAAGACUGCUGAUAAUAUGACUAGCUGACUUUCUGGAGAAAUCCUGAUGACGUGUGUCAAGCUCUGCGAGAGGAUUUGAAGGUUGCAUCGUAGUCAAGAGUGAACGGUGAAAUUACUGCAUGCAGCAGCGUAGGAAAAUGUUCUUUUAAAGAAUAAAAAACCAUAGCUUUAUAAAUCAGUGAAAAGUGACUCACAGAAAGAACCAUCAGAUAUGUUUGCAUCUUAUCUCAUUCACUUUUUUUUGAACUAUCACAAUGCUUUGGCAUUGCAGUGUUCAUAUUUGCGUAUUCCUUGUUUAUAACUCUGAUGGCUUUAAUUUUCUGAGCAGUCUGUGCGUCAGAUGUGCACAUGUGCGGCGCCUGCUUGAGUGCAGGGGAAGCCAUCAGUACUGACGCUGUGACUCGUUGACAUUUCCAUUAUAAACUUUAAUUUGAAUUGUUUAUGUGUAAUAGCUGUGGAUUUAUGUCGGAUUGGGCUGAAAGUUGACAGGAUUUCAGCCACCAUUUGAAUUUUCAUUUAGAUUCGUUAUGUAUAUCAGAAUGUUGUUUUGUGAAAAGCAUAGAAAACAUUUCUUGUAAUGUGUGCUCUUUACCAAUGAAUACUUACUUUUUCAAACAGGUUUUGGCCAGUGAUAGAGCGAAAAGGCCAUUUUUUAUAUUAGUUGAAAAGUAAAAUUUUUAGAAACAGAUUUACAAAAUGCUGACAGUACUUAGCUUAGUAUUAUAGUUUGAGUCAUUUAAUAAGAAUUUUAGUUAGGGGUGUUUCUCUUUCAAUUUUUUUACCCAUAAAACUGGAGUUAUUCUAUAAAUUAACACCUAAGGAAAUGUAAAGAGUAAAACAGUUCAUAUGCACAAUUCAUUUUUGCUUUUAUCAUAUAAAAGUAUUUGGAAUGUUUACUUUCCACUAAGUCUUGAGUGGUUACUUAAUCACUAGAUGGGUGGUAUGUGAACAGAUAUAUUUUCUGAAGAUUAAGGGUUUCUAGUAUUGAAGCAAAAAUUAAAUGUUCUGCAUCAGGAGUUACAAAUACUACAUUCUAAAGUCAUUUUAUGUGAUUAUGUUUACCCUUAAAGUUACAACCAAAAUUGUGACGCAGUGGUAAAUUUUAGAAAAUUUUUCAGUGUGUUGAUUCUUUCCAUGUAACAGAAUCGGAAUGGAAAUUUUUUUUUUUUUUGCAAGACUAGUAAAAAUUGAAUUUGAUUUUAUUAUUUCCCAAAUUUUAUAUUUUGUUACAUACCAUCUAGAUGAUAAUAAAAGCAUUCAUCCUUUAUUUGCAUUUUCUGUUUUACAGAUGAGCUGAUGAAUUUCAAAGGGUUAAUAUUUGAAUAAUAACUUUUUCUUUUUUUAAUUUAUGCUUUUGGUCAUUUUGACUUUUUAAAUGCUUAUUAUCUUACACUGGAUAUAAUCUGUCAUUGACAGAAAAGUUGGGGAGACAAUAAGAACUUGUGACAAAUCAUUCAGAUAAUUAACACUGCAGAUAACAGAAAGCAUCAGAGACCACUUGUCCUACUUGAGAAUUUGUAUGUAUUUCUAGGCUUUAAAAAUUAUCAUUUUAUUUAUGACUGUAUAUUAAACUAUUUAUGAAAUAGUUAGGAAAAUAUAUUGAGGGAUUAUGUUUGCAGAAGACUUCAUUAAUGCGUCACAUUUCUUAAAUGUAAACAUAUAUUUUUAAUGCAUACUUAAGUAAUGUUUAAGAAACUGAAUAAAAUUAUACAGUUGCAGUGUUGUGCAUGUUGUCAGUGAAAAAAUAAAGCCAUUUUGUGGA